CGGGGAAGAUGGCGGCGGCGGUGGAGGAGGCGGCGGCGGCGGCGGCGGGGCGGCGCUGAGGAGGCCCGAGGCGGGCCGAGGAGUUGGCUGGGGCGGGCGGGCGGGGGCCCAUGUGUGGCAGCGGCCGCCCCCCCCCGCCCCCCACCACCACCACCGGCGGCGGCGGCGGCGGCCCGUUCGCAACCAGGCGCCGCUGAGGCGGCUCGGCGGGCGCAGAGCGAGCGGCGGCCCCGGCCCGGCCCGGCGGCGGCAGGAUGAAGUUCGCCGAGCACCUCGCGGCGCACAUCACCCCCGAGUGGCGGAAGCAGUACAUCCAGUAUGAGGCUUUGAAAGAGAUGCUAUAUGCAGCUGUGGACCAGGCUCCUUCUAUAGAAGACACAGAUGAGGACACAGUGAAAAGGUGUUUUGCCACAUUUGAAGAGAAGUUCUUCCAAACCUGUGAGAAAGAACUUGCCAAAAUCAACAUUUUCUAUUCAGAAAAGCUUGCAGAAGCUCAGCGCAGGUUUACUACUCUUCGGACUGAGUUACAGUCAACUUUGGAUGCACAGAAAGAAGCCAGUGGGGCUUCCACGCUACCGCGGCGCAGAAAGCCGGUCUUCCACCUGUCCCACGAAGAGCGUGUCCAGCAUAGGAAUAUCAAAGAUCUGAAACUGGCCUUCAGUGAGCUCUACCUCAGCCUCAUCUUACUGCAGAACUAUCAGAACCUGAACUUCACCGGCUUCCGCAAGAUCUUGAAGAAGCAUGACAAGAACCUGGAGACGGCGCGGGGGGCAGAAUGGCGGGUGGCCGAGGUGGAGGUGGCACCCUUCUACACCUGCAAGAAGAUCAACCAGCUUAUCUCGGAAACAGAGGAAGUGGUGACCAAUGAGUUAGAAGAUGGAGACAGACAGAAGGCUAUGAAACGUUUGCGUGUUCCACCCUUAGGAGCAGCUCAGCCUGUACCAGCCUGGACUACUUUCAGGGUUGGAUUGUUCUGUGGGUUGUUCAUUGCACUGAACGUCACUGUCAUACUUUCAGGUGUGGCUUUUAUAGAUGGACCAAAUGUGUGGCCACUGGUGAGAAUCUAUCGAGGUGGCUUUCUGCUGAUAGAAUUCCUCUUUCUCCUGGGUAUCAACACAUAUGGCUGGAGACAGGCUGGAGUGAAUCACGUCCUCAUCUUUGAACUCAAUCCCCGCAGCAACUUGUCCCAUCAACAUCUUUUUGAGAUUGCUGGUUUCCUGGGGGUUUUGUGGUGCCUGAGCCUGCUGGCAUGUAUAUAUGGUAAAUUCACCUACAUCCCUAUGCAGGUGAAUCCACUCAUCUUGUACGGCUUCAUGUUGCUUUUUCUCAUCAACCCUACCAAAACCUUAUAUUACAAGUCCCGUUUUUGGCUGCUGAAACUAUUGUUUCGAGUGUUCACUGCUCCCUUCCACAAAGUAGGCUUCGCAGAUUUCUGGCUGGCUGAUCAGCUCAACAGCCUGGUCGUGAUACUCAUGGAUCUGGAAUACAUGAUCUGCUUCUACAGCUUUGAGGUUCAGUGGGAGGACAAUGAUGGACUUCUGGCAAAUACAGAUAAUCAGAUUUGUUACAGCUACUCCUACGGAGUGAGAGCAGUUGUCCAGUGCAUCCCUGCUUGGUUGCGAUUCAUCCAGUGCCUGCGCCGUUACCGUGAUAACAAACGGGCCUUUCAUCUGGUUAAUGCUGGAAAAUAUUCCACCACCUUCUUUGUGGUGACAUUUGCAGCCCUCUACAGCACUCACAAAGCUAAAAACCACAGUGACACCCAAGUGUUCUUCUACCUGUGGAUUAUCUUCUAUUUCAUCAGCUCUUGCUAUACCCUCAUUUGGGACCUGAAGAUGGACUGGGGUCUCUUUGACAAAAAUGCUGGUGAAAAUACCUUUCUUCGAGAAGGAAUUGUCUACCCACAGAAAGCAUACUACUACUGUGCCAUUGUAGAAGACGUGAUCCUGCGUUUUGCGUGGACCAUCCAGAUCUCCCUCACUUCCAUGCAAAUCUUCCCGUAUGCUGGGGACAUCAUUUCUACUGUAUUUGCCCCACUUGAGGUAUUCCGGCGGUUUGUGUGGAACUUUUUCCGUCUGGAGAACGAGCACCUGAACAACUGUGGUGAGUUCCGUGCUGUGAGGGACAUCUCUGUGGCACCACUCAACGCUGAUGACCUGACGCUCUUGGAUCAGAUGAUGGACCAGGAAGAUGGUGUACGAAACCGCCGCAAGAACAAACAGUGGAAGCGCAGCCAGAGUGUGUCCUUGCGCAGACCUCGUCUUGCUUCACAGUCCAAGGCUUGUGACACUAAGGUAUUGAUAGAGGACCUAGCGAAUGAAGUGAACACAUGAGAUGGCCACGUUCUCUUAUUCCGCAUCCUUUGUUUUCUCAUUCUGUUCCCCUCUUCCCCAAGUAACCCGAUCUCUGGUACAGUUCCAGCUGAAAACAGGAGAAAACACUGAACACGUUUUCUGAGCUCUUCCAGACCAGAUCCUAUGGACUCCAACAAGCUCACUGUGUUUCGUUUCUUUUUCUUCUGGGUUAAUUUUAAUGUUCUAUUUUAAAAAAAAAUAAAAUAUUUUACUUUGUUUUGCCAAUAAAGAGGACAGUUCAGGAAAGAAGGAUUGUUUACAGUCUCAACAAGGACAUAACAAACCUAUCCGGAUAACGAAGCAUCAUAGGGACUCCCUCAUGGGACAGUGCCAAGAGCACACUCAGUUUCUGCUUGGCCCGGUUUUGACUGGUUGAAACCGGACUUAAGUUUUUAAAUCUGAUUUUUUUGGUUUUUUUUUUUUUUUUUCUUCAUAUCCAGCGCUGAGGCACUGGCUGCACUUGCAGGGAAAGUGCACUUAGAGCAGUAUCUUCAUUCAUGAAGCUACUUUUUAAUUUGAUGUAACUUUUCUUAUAGUUUUUUGGAAAUAUGAUGUAUCUGUUGCAUAUAGUUUUCACAUUAUUUAUGAAACUUAACAACCAUAUGAGAGUGAUUUUGAGUCCUGUGCAAUGAAGGUUGUAACGGUAAAACAAAGCCAGGUAUGUAGAUCUAGAACUCCAGGGUCGUGGGGUUAUGCCCUGCAAAUACCCCUCUCGUGAGACAACUUGCACCUGUGUUUACCUCCUCUCUCUCUCUUUCUUUCUUCUCAAUUUUAUUUUAAACCAAAGUUUCUCUUUCUGAUUUUUUUUUUUAGUUGCUGCUAUUGCUUCUGGGCAUGUCUCUUGUGCCGGUUCAACGCCAGCUUUCCAUGCAGCUGCCUGAAAGUAGUGCAGAUGAUCCUAAGGCCCUUUUCAAAGGAGAGUUGGGUCCCACCAACAGUGCAAAAAGCUAGGCAAACAAAAGCUUCAGAACUUCAUUCUCCAGAUCGAAAAGUAUUUUUCAAAGCCUUAAUAAUCCUUAGGUGGCGUGAGGGCAUCCCAUACCGACCAGGGAGCUUUCCCGGUGUUCUCCUGCAGCCCAGUGCAACAAAAGUGGGACAAGGCAAGGAGGUGACGGUUCCUGUGGGCAGGGCGGGUUUAGCAGGCUGGGGUUCAGGAGUGGUGUUGUGUUGGGGAGCGUGGAAAGGACUGUGUUGUGCCUACCUGAUGGGGAAGGUGAAUUUGAAAACAGGUGGUCUUGUGGCUUCUGGUUUGGCAAAAAGCCUCUGUCCGGUGCUCUCACGGUAUGCUGCCCUGUGGCUUGGCUGUUACUUGUGCCCCUUGCCUUGUCUCGCUAACCCAGUUUGGGAAGUGCGAUACUAUUAAGCAGACUGGGUAGAGGGCAGCUGUAUUGCUGGGGAAAUUAUGUCGGAAGGCUGAGGGCCCUGGGACUGCCGCCUUCCCCUCCGCCCGGCUCACAGGCAGCCGUGGUGCAGAGCUAGGACUGCAAGGGAAGGGUGAAACUCCUGAAGUAGGAUCCUCACACUGAUGCUGUCCAGUGACUUGCCUCUAGUUUGGGCGAUGGAAUUGCAGGAAUCCCUGCUCAGCUGCUGUUUGGUGGUUAUUGGUUUUUAAUUAGCUAAUAGCAUGGUUUCUCACAUGACCAGUAUGUUGCGUUUUCUCAGUUUGCCUGCUGUGCCUCUUGCCCAGAGGAAAUGAAGAAGGAAACUUUCUUCAUUUAAUUAGAAAUAGAUUAAAAUUCAUUGGUGGUGAACCCGUGCCAGGCCAAGGGCAACACUGCAAACCUGUAACUACUUACACUUCUGUGAUGUGCUCUCACCUUAUAAAGAAACUGGGACGGACCUGCCAGGAGAUGCCUCCGCUGUGGCGGCGGUGUGCAUGGUGGAGUGGCUGGUGUGGUGCUCCUUCUCGCAGCUCCUGCAGUGUCGGUCUCCUCCGGCAGGAGGGCAGCUGGGCUAGCAGGGGUUGUGCCAUUCCUCCUGUCGGUGCCCAGGAGCCUGUUUUCCCACAUUUAACUCCCUUAGGUCUGUUGUUCUUUCUUAAACAGAGGGUUCCUGUUCGUAUGGAAGUGGAGUCUGAGAUACAAAGCCCUUAAAAUAUUUCUGUUUCCUAAUUUGCAUUGCAGCAGUUGUUGCCAUGUCCAAACCUUGCGUAGGUGUUUCCAGCGAGAGCAGUGGGAGACGAGUGAAGCCAUACCUACCUAGGAGAGUUUAGAGGAGGGCGGCCCCACCAGGAGGGGCAAUCCAAAAUAAACCAGUGCUGUUACUUAAGCAAGUGCUUCUUUACAAAAAGAAACAGAGCUGACUGGCAGCUCAUCCUUUCAGAGGGAAGGAAAAACAGAGAGAUGUUCUGAAGUGACGCCGGUCCCCUGAGAGCACUCUGCCUUCCUCAGCUGGGCUGGGGAGAGCCAGGCAUGGGCUGGGUGGGUGGCCUGUGCCCUGCCUGCUGCUGCACCCUCCAGCCAGCCGCAUCCCGACCUGGUGGGGAGGGUCAAGUAACUAAAUUCUUAUCCUGUAGUUUACCCAGAUCCUUAGGGGAAGCAAGAAUUCAGUCUGUUCAUCUGCUCUGCUCCCUGCUCUGCUCUUUCCCUUCCCUCUGUCUUUGCUGUCAGGAGAAAUAAUAAAAAGGGGAGGUGGCGUGCUACAGCUAGCAAAUGUUACCUCCUGAAAUAAAUCAUCAUCCCUUUUGGUAGUGAAGAUGCUGUCUUGGGGGGAAAGGAGCCUGAAUUCCUGGAGGCAUGGCCUUUGAAGGCUCCCAGCUCCCUAGCACUGCCUCUGCCUGUUUCUUCCCUCCCAGAGAUUUCUGAGAAAUCAGGCAAGCAGCUUCCUCCUGAGAGCAAGCGCUAAAGCCGGGAUGACUCUGUGUCUGCAAGAACAUCUGGCCAAUAAAGGAAGUCCUAACAAAGCAGAGCAGAUGGUGAGAGAAAAUAGCCCCGUUGCUGCUUGUGAGCAGCCUGCGCAACAGGAGCGAGAGGAGUGGGUGCAGUCCCGGGGCGGCUUCGUUUCACGAGUGGGCUUUGCUAAUGGGUGCUUGGAAACACUCCUGGAGGGAGGACAGCAGGGUGACAAUCCAGAAGUGUGGAGGGCAGAGUUAAAGAGCUGGGGUUCUUGUUAUCCCGUGUUCUAGUUGUUGGGAUGUAGCUGGAUGGAAGGUGGAAGCACAGGUCUGUGCUCUGGCCGCCGUGAAGCUGUGCUGCCUUCCAGGUGUUGAGCUCUACUUCUCCUUGUGAUUUGGUGCACCACAGGCUUGUCAGAGGUUCUGGCUGUGUGCGGCUCUUGAGGAGGGUGCGGGAGCUGCUGUUGUCUGGCUGAAACCCUUGGUCGUGUCUAAGGGGAGGAGAUGCCACAGUGUAGCCGAUGAAUUUUAGAAAUUCUCUUUGGACUAGCUUCUCCAUGCUGAUUGUUGCUGCUCUCCAUCCUUCCUGCACUUCCAGGGGUUUUCAGGUUACAGGGGACGGGGGUAGGAUUUGCAGCAUCCAGAGUUUAUUUGCUAGCUGGAGUUCCCUGUGUGGCUUUGGGACCGUGUCACCAGAAACACCCCCUGCCUGGGGAAGGCAAUGCCGUGUGCUGUGGGUGGGCGCUCCUGACAGGGCAGCAGGGCAGGUUUGGGCUUUAUGGGCUUGGCACGCAGGAGUAGGAGCUGCUCCAUCAAUGGGAGCAAAUGCUGUGCCACCACGUUUUAAAAGAAAUACAUUUGCAGCGCUCAUGUCUGUGGCCCGUAUGUAUCAAACAAGCUCCUACCUCUCAAAUCCAGGCGUGUUCCCAAAGUCAGCUGUUGCUCAUCCUACGUCUUUCCCUGCCCCACUCCCGCCCUCCUUGUUCUGUUGGUGUCAUUGCUGUUUGUCUGAAGCCAAUGGCACACAGGGUGCACGGGGAUGACCGGCAGCAGCAUUCAGUGUGAAAAUCUUGGGGGGAAAGUCUCUUGUGGAGCAGAGUUGGAUCCUGCUGCUUUUACUUCCCAAAGGCCUUCUUGUGCUCCUUGUUCUGCUUCCUCUCCAGUGCUCGGCCACUGCAGCCAUGUGGGAGGCAGGGAGAGAAAGCACAGUCCAGGUUCAGGAGAUAACAAUUCCUGGGGGAUUUUACUACUGAUCUUCCAAGGAACAAGGGAGAUGGCACAAAGCCUUUGAGCUUUGCCUGUAUUUUGAAGAGCCAAAUUAAUUCGGCCUUACGCCACAAGCGUGCUGCUGCACACCGCUUGCUGUGACUCCACCAUGCGCGCCAGGCUUUGGGGGCGUUUGUGGCCCCGAUGUCGGGCCGUCGUGCCCUGUGGGGCACGGCUUGGCUCCCAUUGGGAACACAAAAGCCACUUUGCUCACGUGCUUUGUCCCAGCCCCACGUCCUCCCUCCUCUCCUCCACUGUUCUGCCUCGCACUCGCAGGGGGAAGAUGAUCUUCUGCCUUAAGCAUAGGGUUUUUUAAUUUUAAUUUUUGUUCUAGAAGUGAUUGGAUUGUUUUGUUUCCUUGGAAAAGGGGGGCUGAGGCUUCUGAGAGUGGAAAAUCCCUACGGUAACUCUGCAGCAGUCAUGGCUGUGCUCGGUGGCUGUCACCUCAUCAGACCUUGCCUCCCUUACAUGAUACCAUCCCAAAUACUGCACCGUGGGGUUAAACUGGUGUGUCAGCAUCCCUCGGGAGCUUCAGCCCCUGCUGGGGCACCCUGCUGCAGCAAGGCAAAAGCAGGUUUUGUAGGGAGAGGUGAGGAAAGAGGUGGUAAUACUGGAAGUAUGCGGAUGCUGAUGCCCCAGCCCUGUUCCCGGUGGGAGUCGGAGGCUGCUCUGGCCGCAGCACAGCUGUGUGACGGUGGGCGAGAGGCGCCGACCCUGCCUGGGACGAUGCCCCGUGGCGUGACAGUCCCUCAAGCUCUAGAAACCAAAUUGCAAACUCUUGCUCCAGAGGAGAAAUUGGGCAGCCUGGUGGAACUCGUGACACCCUCCCCGUCCCGUAGGUCCUCCUGGGAAAGGAUCGGUGUUUGGAGGGGGCUCGGGGUGGAAAUGCCAAAGUUCCCCCCCGGGUCCUGCUGCGGCCUUCCUCUCCCCUCCCCACUGUGUUGGUCUAAAUGAACUUUCUAUGAAGCCCUGUAGAUGUCAAAAGUAAUUAUGGAGUGUGAUUAGUCCUCUGUGGGUGCUUUCUUUCUUUCCUCCUCCUUUCUCUUUUGCUAUCCCCUUCUCCACUCUUCUUUUUUGGCUAAGUGGAAAAGGUGAGGACAAAGAAUUGCCGCUUGCUUGGACUCAUGAUGUAUCUGUGACUGCGCUAUUAGCUGUCUCCUCUUUCCUCCCCAAAUGGAUAUAAUUUUUGAAGUGUGGAAUACCCUUCUUGAUAAGUAGGUUUAAAAAAAAAAAAAAUGCACAAUGUGAUACUGUUUCAUAGUUUCUAGGUGGUUGUAUAAAGCAAAGUUACUGUGAUUGUGUUUUUCAAAGGAAAAAGUGAUUGGUUACGAAAUCUGUCCUUUUUUCAUUAUUACAAGCUCUUUGUUUUCCAAUGAUCUGA
This is a messenger RNA of Phalacrocorax carbo (great cormorant), 7834 nucleotides long. Lineage: Eukaryota; Metazoa; Chordata; Aves; Suliformes; Phalacrocoracidae. The record is from RefSeq and is a predicted model, not a curated record.